Messenger RNA from Williopsis jadinii, 1318 nucleotides. RefSeq lists its product as uncharacterized. Bases 50 to 1174 code for a protein of 374 amino acids. The transcript has a single exon. Lineage: Eukaryota; Fungi; Ascomycota; Saccharomycetes; Phaffomycetales; Wickerhamomycetaceae. Gene Ontology annotation, molecular function: protein binding. The record is from RefSeq and is a predicted model, not a curated record.
ACCGAAUUCGACUCUUUGUCCGUUUAUACCUUACUCUACAACCAGAAGAAUGGCCAGAUUUCAGUUCGUUAGACAUCUUCACAGAACUGCGCCUUUGAGCAGAACGUGGACUGAGUUCUACUUAAGACAAUCCCGUUCCAUAUUGAAAGGUAUAGCCAUCUUCUACGCCGGGGCCGCUGCUUGUGGUACUGUGGGAUACUUUGGUGGUAAGUGGUACGUUGAUCAGUGGCAGCCGAUGUGCUCUUCGUGGUCUCUUUAUUCCAAAUGCUUGGGAAGAUUGGGUGUUUAUCUUCAAGAGACUGGCGAUGACGCCAAUGCGGAGAUGAGUAUUAUCUACUGCUUGAAGGCCAUUGGCCAGGAUGAAGGCAUCGAACAGCCAGAAGAUGAAAGUAAUCCAAGGCUGUUCAAGCUAUUGACGGCUGAUCAGCUGAAUGAUCAUAAAUCUGAUGAGUUCAAGUCGAGAUAUUUGGACUUGGUUAUGAGAUUAGCCCUCAUAAAAGGUGAAAAUGGUGAUUUUGAGAACAGCUGGAAGCUCUGCCAGUACUCAAUAAAUUUACCAAUGGACAAAGGCUCCAGACAUUUGAAGUCUCAGAUGCUUCGCCUGGCCUCGAAACUGGACCUGCAAAAGGGUGAGGUCCAACCAGCCGAGUUUUAUCUUUUGGAUGCGGUUAGGUUCAACGAAUACUAUGAAGAUGGUGUUAGAUUUGUUCAGCAUGGAUCUUUAACGCUUUCGAAGGACUCCAAUGUGCCAAAUGAGCUGUUCCAUUCGUUAUUGGACCUUGGUGUUGUGUAUACAAAGGAGAAGCAGUACACUAAGGCUCUGGAGAUCUUUUUAAAUCUGUUACAAGUGACAGAACACGACAAACCAGAGGGCUUUGUUGAGGCCAAUAGAUCUCUGCUGAAGAACUACGUUGGAGAGAUAUUGUAUUCUCAAGGCUUAACCAAUCAGGCGAUCGAAUGGUGUCGUGACUCUUUCAAAGAGGCAAGAAUUAACAGCAAGUUUGACCCAUUUAGUGCAACAAUCACGAAGCAAUCUCUACAAAACCUGGUUAAGCUAUACGAGAAGAUUGGUGAUGAUGACUUGAAGAACCAAGCUCAACAAGAGUUGGAUAAAUGUGUCAUCCCAGUAAAGGUCAACAGAGACUGGGCUUUAUUGGAGAAGAUGCUCAGCUGAUGAACCUCCUGUCCAUAUUAUUUAUUCUGAUCAACGACUGUUGUAAUUACACAUGAAAUACUUUAUUAACAAAAUACAAAACACCAAACAAGUAAAACGACUGUAUAUAAAUCAACCAGACCUCUCCUUUUCGUCAUUAUAAUU